CUUGAAUUGAACCGCUCGAAAGAAUCGACUCUCGGAAAUGGGUCGGACUUCCCAUCUGUAUCGCCGUAUGUGUGUCUGUGAGUGUGUUUGCGUGCGCGCGUGUGUGUGUGUCCGCGCUGGCCGUGACUUUGGAUUAUCGUGUUAUGGGUGACUGCACCAUCUGCGGGUCCUGCUCUGAACAAGAGCUUUUUUCCAGACUAAAACACGCUUUCUGAAAUCCGCACACAAGUUCUGGAAAUGGCUGUGAAGCGCGGAGCGACGCGAAAUCCAUCGACGGCUGAACAGCUUCCCUGGGUUUCGCAGACGUCCCCCUCGCUCCACUGAAGAUGGACACACUGGAGUCAGAGUUGACUUGCCCAAUCUGUCUGGAGCUGUUCGAGGAUCCGCUUCUGCUGCCCUGCGCCCACAGCCUGUGCUUCCACUGCGCCCACCGCAUCCUGACAUCCCACUGCGCUGCCUUCGACGAGUCCAGCAAACCGCCCUCCGCCUUCCAGUGUCCCACCUGCCGCUAUGUCAUCACGCUGGACCAGCAGGGUCUAGACGGCCUCAAACGCAACGUCACCCUACAAAACAUCAUCGAGCGCUUCCAGAAGGCCUCUCUGAGCGGGCCGAACUCUCCGACUGAGACACGUAAACAGAUUUCUCCGUCCGCCAUGAGUUCUGCAUGCGAGGCCGUUCAGUGUCAGUUCUGCGAGCAGGAUCCGCCGCAGGAGGCCGUCAAGACUUGCGUCACUUGCGAGGUGUCGUAUUGUCAGGAGUGUCUUCGGGCGACGCACCCUAAUAAGAAGCCGUUUACGGGACACAGGCUGACAGAGCCCGUCCCGGACGCAAGACUCAGAGGACUCGCCUGUCCCGAACAUGGAGAGGAGAAGGUCAACAUGUACUGCAUCACAGACGAACAGCUCAUUUGUUCGCUGUGUAAACUCGUAGGACAUCAUCGCGAACACCAGGUGGCGUCGCUGGGCGAGCGAUACGACAAGCUGAAGCAAAUGUUGGAUUCCAACCUCAGCAAUUUGAUCAAGAGGAACAGUGAGCUGGAAAACCUGAUGGCAAAGUUGAUCCAGACCUGUCAGCAUGUUGAGCACAAUGCGGCUCAUCAGGAGAGUAAGCUGACGGAGGAGUGCGACACACUGAUCAACAUCGUCCAGCAGAGGCGACAGAUCAUCGGCACCAAGAUCAAAGAGGGAAAGGUGGUUCGCUUGAGAAAGCUGGCUCAGCAGAUCGCCAACUGUAAGCAGUUUGUGGAGAGAUCGUCCUCGCUCAUCAUUCAAGCCGAUCAGGCCCUGAAGGAGACGGAUCACGCUCGAUUCCUGCAGAUGGCUAAGAGCAUCUCCGAGAGAGUCUCCAUGGCGACUGCGUCCUCGCAGGUUUUGAUCCCUGAGAUAAACCUGAACGACACAUUUGACGCAUUUGCAUUGGACUUCUCCAGAGAGAAGAAGAUGCUGGAAGGUCUGGAUUACCUGACAGCUCCGAAUGCUCCCACCAUCCGCGAGGAGCUGUGCACCGCGUCUCAUGACACCAUCACGGUGCACUGGACGUCAGAGGACGAGUUCAGUGUGGUUUCAUACGAGCUCCAGUACACCAUCUCCACCGGACAGGCCAAUGUAGUCAGUCUGUGUAACUCGAUGGACAGCUGGAUGAUCGUGCCCAACAUUAAGCAGAAUCACUACACCGUUCACGGCCUGCAGAGCGGCACCAAAUACAUCUUCAUCGUGAAGGCCAUGAAUCAGGCUGGGAGCCGCAGCAGUCCACCGGGACAGCUCAAGACCAACAGUCAGCCAUUUAAACUGGACCCAAAGUCGGCCCACAGAAAGCUGAAGGUGUCACAUGACAAUCUGACGGUGGAGCGGGACGAAGCGUCGUCCAUGAAGAGCCAUGCACAGGACCGAUUCGGAGGCACCGGAAACUACGGUGUGACUGGAAACGUGUACAUCGACAGCGGACGCCACUACUGGGAGGUGCUGAUUGGAGGAAGCACAUGGUUUGCCAUCGGCAUCGCCUACAAAUCAGCCCCCAAACACGGCUGGGUGGGAAAGGACUCGACCUCCUGGGUGUUGAGCCGCUGUAACACCUCGUGGGCUGUUCGGCACAACAGUAAAGAGUUUCCCAUCGAGCCGUCUCCACACAUGCGGCGUCUGGGCGUCCUGCUGGACUACGACUCUGGAUCUCUGGCGUUUUACGACGCAGCGGGAACGCAACACCUCUACACCUUCGACAUCGCCUUCUCACAGCCCAUCUGCCCUGUUUUUAGCGUGUGGAAUAAAUGUUUGACGGUCCUGACAGGGCUGCCCAUUCCUGACCAUUUAGAGAUCAGUGACCCGCAUGAUUAAACACCACAAACAAGCCCAUACUGCACCUGCUAUUAGCAUGCGCUUCAGAUUUAAGGCCUGUUCACACCAAGCACAACAAUGAUAGAUGUAAUGAUAAAUAGAUUUGCGUCCAUUUGC
Messenger RNA from Danio aesculapii, 2447 nucleotides. It is a transcript of the gene mid1, whose product is annotated as midline 1. Gene Ontology annotation, molecular function: protein binding; zinc ion binding. The record is from RefSeq and is a predicted model, not a curated record. The transcript has 10 exons. Bases 327 to 2330 code for a protein of 667 amino acids. Lineage: Eukaryota; Metazoa; Chordata; Actinopteri; Cypriniformes; Danionidae.